Messenger RNA from Episyrphus balteatus (marmalade hoverfly), 925 nucleotides. RefSeq lists its product as uncharacterized. The transcript is spliced from 5 exons. The coding region runs from base 178 to 726 and encodes 182 amino acids. The record is from RefSeq and is a predicted model, not a curated record. Gene Ontology annotation, cellular component: lysosomal membrane. Lineage: Eukaryota; Metazoa; Arthropoda; Insecta; Diptera; Syrphidae.
AACUGUCAACUUUCUGCAUCUGGGAAAAAAAAUCUGUAAAAGAAAAGUUUUCAUUUCUGUGAAAAAAAAAUAAAAAUAAAAAUACUCGCACGUAGCAUAUCUACCCCCCAAUAAAAAUAAAUUUAACAAAAAUAUUAUGACCAAAUAAUCAAAUUGAUGUAAUAAAAUUAUUCAAUAAUGGAUUCGAAGCAAUUAAAAAGAUUCUUUGUAAUUUCUGUGAUUUUCUUUGUAUUUGCAUUGGGAUAUGCAUCAUCGGCCCAGGCUGAAGUUGCCACACAAAAUGCAUCAACUCCAGAACCUCCAAAUGAGCCAAAACAAAAAUGUGUUUGCGAUGGUGCCCUUUUGCCUACAUUGGGAGAAAAUGGCAAAGAAAUCGAGAUCUGCCCCCAUUGCAAGUGUAAAUACGAAAAUCGUAAUACGACGUUGAUAAAAGUUGUUGUGAUAAUAGUCAUAUGGAUCAUAUCAAUUCUCGUGAUCUAUAUGUUGUUCUUGAUGUGUCUGGAUCCAUUGUUGAAUAAACGUGUGAAAGCAAACUACCAGGAGCACACCAAUGAAGAUGACGACACAACAUCUGUUUCGCCACAAACGCUUCCCAACAAUGCUGCACAGGAGCUAAAUGCUCGAGCCAAUGUACUAAAUCGUGUGGGUCAUCAGCAGGAUAAAUGGAAAAAACAAGUACGUGAACAGAGGCGUCACAUCUACGACAGACGCACUAUGCUUAAUUGAGAAUAAUAAGAAUCUUCUUCGGUUAGUCCGUUUAGAAUUGAGUUAAUUUUUAUGAUUGUAAUAAUUCUAGAUAAAAAAAUUAUGUUCUUUUUUCUUUUUAGCCAAAAGAAAAAUUGUUUUUGGUAAAUGGUUUUGUUUUUUUUUCAGUUCAUAUAUCAAUAAAAGACAAAAAUCUUAUUUGUAUUUAUAUAAACAUAAA